CAAUCGAUAACCAGCUGAGGUGGUUGAAAAGAGUAUCCGAGUAUUUUUAAAAAGCCUUAAAUAUCUGAAUAAACUGCCUGCCGAACGGCCCACGGACCAGCCAUGUCCACUGAUCCCGACCCGAUGGCCAGCGAGUGCAGCAAGUCCGCUAAUCCCAGCGCCCAGAGUACCGAUAACACCAAGGAAUCCUCCUCCGCCGAAGAUCUCCUCCAAGUGGAGGCAAACCAGGAGGAAUUAGAUGCUCCUCCGCCCAAAGACUCCACGGCGGACAUGGACAUAGACAACGAUCUGACCACCAACGAGCGCAUGCCCACGGUGGACGAGCUGGAGCAGCCGAAGGAGACCAAGGCGAAGCCAUUGGAGGUCAAGGAGGAGGAGGAGGUGGAUAACCUGGAGCAAAAGCCACUGGAACCCCCGCCCAGUCCACCCGCAGCCAUUAAAAUCGAAGACGAGGAGGACAACAAGCCACUGAAGCCAGCGCAGCAAUCCUCCCAAGAGGAAAUCCCGCCCAGCUCCCCGGAGGCGGCGGCGGCACCAGCACCGCUGAAUCCCAGCCCCCGGCCAGCUGGCAAGAUCACGCGCAGCAGCCUAAAUGGCACCGGCAACCCACGGGCCACGCCCACCAUCAUGAAGCGGCUGCGGAAGAGCACGCGCUUCAAGGCCAAGCAGACGGGCAAGGGAAUCUCCGGCAACAGAGAGUCCAAUGGGCACAACAAUGGUCCCAAUGGCAGCAGUUCCAUUCACCUAGCAGGAGCCGGUGCCCAUCCCAGUAACACCAAUAAGCACGGCAAAUCAGGAACAGCGGGUUCGGGAGCAGGAGGAGCCGCAGGAGCGAGGAAUCGCCGCUCGCUGUUCAAGCGGCCGGCACAGAAAACCCCAAAGGUGCAGGCCUGCACGCGGUUCGUAAAGAGCGUCUUCUACAAAGGCAGCUACAUGCAGAUCGGGGAUAUCGUGAGCAUCGUGGACGGGGAACAGAAUCUGUACUAUGCCCAAAUACGCGGACUGCUCGUGGACGCCUACUGCGAGAAGUCGGCCUUUCUCACCUGGCUGAUUCCCACCCAGGAUAGCCCCGAUCCCCAGGAGGGCUUUGAUCCGGCCACCUACCUGAUUGGACCCGAUGAGGAGCUAUCGCGAAAGCUGUGCUAUCUGGAGUUCGUGAUGCAUGCGCCCAGCAAUUACUACUUCGAUCGCAGCACCCCAUUCCCGCUGCCCGAUGUGGAUGAGUAUACCGCCCAGAGAUCGGGCGGUUAUAUAUGGACGCGACUGCCGGUGGUGAAAAGGGAGAAGGGCGGCGGACACAAGGCGGGCGGAGGAGGAGGCGGAGGAGCCUCCUAGCAGGAGAGACGGCCCAAGGGCAAAAUUAAGAAGAUAAAGGCCAGAACUCUGGCUCUGAAUUUGAAUAAUCUUAUUUAUUGAGUGGAAAAUAUAGAAAAGCGUCCAGA
Molecule: messenger RNA, 1442 nt
Organism: Drosophila takahashii
Lineage: Eukaryota; Metazoa; Arthropoda; Insecta; Diptera; Drosophilidae
Biological process (GO): chromatin organization
Cellular component (GO): nucleus
Source: RefSeq, a predicted model, not a curated record